Messenger RNA from Daucus carota subsp. sativus, 836 nucleotides. RefSeq names its product inactive protein RESTRICTED TEV MOVEMENT 2. The record is from RefSeq and is a predicted model, not a curated record. Bases 94 to 705 code for a protein of 203 amino acids. NCBI's taxonomy places the organism in Eukaryota, Viridiplantae, Streptophyta, Magnoliopsida, Apiales, Apiaceae. The transcript has 2 exons.
GUGACAUGAAUAGGUAUCCUCAUUGCAAUUCAGUUCAUUAAUACAUCUUGUUUCAGUAUCAGCAUCUUCUGAAGAAAUCAACUUUGCGGUAAAAUGGAUUCUAAGAUUGCAGCUAAUUAUGAGGAAUUUGAACCCCUUUGCAAAUGGCAACGCGAGGAAGGCCGUGACACUCUUGUGCUCCAUCUCCAAGACUUCAAAAAGGAACAGCUCAAAGUGCAAAUUAGCAAUCUAAGAGUGCUAAAAAUAUCAGGAGAACGGCCUCUCAGUGCAACAAAAAGAAGCCGAUUUUACAAGGAAAUCAAGGUGGGAAAGGAGUAUAAUGCAAAUGACAUUCGUGCAAAGUUUGUGAACGGACUACUUCAUGUUGUAAUGCCUAAGACAACAACUGCAGUACCGGAAAAAGAAGAAGCUCCCUCAGCCGAUCAACAAGUCCAAGCAGAAGCUAAUAAGCAACCGAGCACUAUUACUAGGCCAGAUGACACUGCAACUAAAAAGCAGGAUUCUGCUGAAGAGAAGACGAUUCCGUCUCCACAACAAAGUUAUGCCCCAAUACCAAGUUAUUCAAAUUUGGGAACAAAACUUGCCUUGGUGAUAACUUUGGCUUCCGCGAUAGGGGUUUUUAUAUUUUACAAGUACAAGACUCUAUUUGAUGAUGGAGAGUUUGAUCAUGCCUUCUGUAAGGCGUUCAAUAUGUGCAAAACAUGAGGUGCAGAGUGUGCACUAAUUUAAAUGUGAUGUUUGGUUGUAAUUUCUUUCUCAGAUGAAUAUCAAAUGUAUGAAAUAUCUUGAUCUUGUAUGUUACUGCAAUAUUUAAGGAUUUCUCUUUCUUUCUUUCA